Molecule: messenger RNA, 4401 nt
Organism: Pimephales promelas (fathead minnow)
Lineage: Eukaryota; Metazoa; Chordata; Actinopteri; Cypriniformes; Leuciscidae
Gene: slc8a4b
Product: solute carrier family 8 member 4b
Biological process (GO): calcium ion import across plasma membrane; cell communication; sodium ion transmembrane transport
Cellular component (GO): sarcolemma; postsynapse; axon
Molecular function (GO): calcium:sodium antiporter activity
Source: RefSeq, a predicted model, not a curated record
UCCUGAGAGGACACACUGUCACCAGCGCCUCCCUUAUCUUUUAUGAACUUUGAACAGCGCGUUAUAGGAUAGUCAGCGGCGUUUCGUCUCUUUUAUUCUCAAUGAAGAUAUGACAAAGGCAACCACUCACGAAAGGAAUAAAUUACAGUGACGGUGAUCAAUUGAGGUGACGUGCAUGGACACUAGAUCAGUUUGAUCUUUUGCAGGACACACAGAGUUCUGAGUCCAAAGAGGAAGCGAGAACCGUGUGCAUUCCGUAUAGCUCAAACAGAGUCAAACGGGAACUGACGGUCUUUUUACUACAGAUCGUGUGCUACUUAAGAGCAAAGAGAGGUGGAUGAAGACUAUUUUAUUUAGAGAUACAUGUCAAUACAAAACAUCGCUGAAGUCCAUCGUUAACAAUAGAGGGGAAUUCACUGACGGUGCGCUGCAUUGAAUUUGGAAGUGUGGUCAGCGUGAUAACCGCACAUAAUCGGGUCUCCUCAUACCGAGAAGCUAGUCUGGCUGGAAACCUCGCCUUGGACGCGCUGGGGAAAUAGAUCCCUGACAUGAGCGACUAACACUAUCGACAAACAACAACACACAUCGGCGGAUAAACCGCACUGAUCCCUGAGUGACCACCUGUUCCCUGCACAGACCAACCGCACCAACUGGGCCAGCAGCAGUAACUGAUCCUGCUUCCAGGUGGCGUGAAGAAUUGUUGCAGAAACAGAUCGGCCCCACCUCACCAUGCCUUUGUCCCUCAGUUCAACCCGCAUUUUCCCAAUCUCCUUCAUUCCCUUGAUCCUCCCUGUCUUUCUCCUGUCUUUCUCUAUCCCUUCUCAAGCUGACUCCCAAGAUACAGUCCAAUCUACCUCCAACUGUUCCCAGAAUGACGUGUGUGCAGACGGGGUCCUCUUGCCAGUGUGGAAUCCUCUAAAUCCCUCAGUUGGUGACAAAGUGGCUCGUGCCAUUGUGUACCUAGUGGCACUAGUCUACAUGUUCUUGGGAAUGUCGAUAAUUGCUGACCGCUUCAUGACUGCCAUCGAAGUUAUAACUUCUCAAGAAAAAGAGAUCACUACAAAGAAAUCCAAUGGUGAAACGGUCACCACUACUGUUCGCAUAUGGAACGAGACCGUCUCCAAUCUGACUCUCAUGGCUCUGGGUUCAUCAGCUCCUGAGAUUUUGCUUUCGGUCAUUGAGGUCUGUGGGCAUAAUUUUGAGGCCGGUUCUCUUGGUCCCAGCACCAUCGUGGGCAGCGCUGCCUUCAACAUGUUUGUGAUCAUCGGGAUCUGCAUCUAUGUGGUACCUGAUGGUGAAAGGCGGAAGGUCAAACAUCUUCGUGUGUUUUUCGUGACUGCGGCGUGGAGCAUGUUCGCCUACGUCUGGCUCUAUCUUAUCAUCUCGGUGUUCUCGCCUGGUGAGGUGGAAGUGUGGGAAGCAGUGUUGACGUUCCUCUUCUUUCCUCUCUGCGUGGUCCAGGCCUGGAUCGCUGAUCGGAGACUGCUCUUUUACAAGUAUGCUCGCAAACGCUACCGAACCGACAAGGGCCAUGGAAUUAUUGUGUCCGAGGGAGGGGAGGAGAUUGGCAAGGAGGCAGGAUUCACAAAGAUGGACAUGCUUGAAAUUGAUGGAAUCACAACACAUCUGGAUGGAGUCCUGGGAGGGGAAAGUGGGCAUGGAGGACGGGAUCAAGAGGACGAGGCCAGAAGAGAUAUGGCCAGAACUUUAAAGGAACUGAAGCAAAGACAUCCUGACAAGGACAUGGAGCAGCUCAUAGAGAUGGCCAACUAUCAGGUUCUGGUACAGCAGCAGAAGAGCAGAGCUUUCUACCGCAUUCAGGCGACAAGGAUGAUGAUUGGUGCGGGGAACAUUUUGAAGAAACACGCAGCAGAUCAGGCCCGUAAAGUGGUCAGCGGUGGGGAACCCCGAGAGCAGGAGGAUGACCCUCAUGUCACAAGAAUAGACUUUGAACCUGCCCUCUACCAGUGCUUUGAAAACUGUGGUUCCUUAAAACUUUCUGUGCUAAGGCAUGGAGGAGAUGCUGGGUGUACUGUUAAGGUGGAUUAUCGCACAGAAGAUGGCACAGCUAAUGCCGGUUCUGAUUAUGAAUUUGCUGAGGGCACAAUCGUCUUCAAACCUAACGAGAACCUUAAAGAGAUCACCGUCGGCAUUAUUGAUGAUGACAUCUUUGAGGAAGACGAAUACUUCUAUGUCCGCCUGAGCAAUCCCCGUAUAGUUGGCUGGGCUGAUGGACAUCCUAUUGCUUUGGAGACUGGAGCACCUGCCCCAAGCGCAGCCCUUGGUGAGGCCCACACCGCGACCGUGACCAUCUACGAUGACGACCACGCAGGAAUUUUUUCAUUUGAGAGCGAAUCGACACGAGUUAGCGAAAGCAUCGGCAUCAUGCAGGUGAAGGUCCAGAGGACAUCAGGAGCACGUGGUCUGGUGGCAGUACCGUACCAUACAGUGGAUGCGACAGCUUGUGGAGGGGAGGACUAUGAGGCAGUGUCUGGAAAACUGGAGUUUCAGAACGACGAGACAAUGAAAAUAAUUGAGGUGAAGAUUAUAGAUGAUGAAGAGUAUGAAAAGAACAAAGCCUUCAGCAUUGAGUUAGGAGAGCCUGUUCUGCUUGAGAUUGGACAAAAACAUGGGGACUCUAAUGAAAAUAAGCCGGAAAUUGGGGCAGAUGAAGAGGAAGUAGCUAAAAUGGGAUGUCCUAGUCUGGGAGAACAUAACAGAUUGGAAGUGGUGAUUGAAGAGUCAUAUGAGUUUAAGAAUACAGUGGAUAAGCUCAUUAAGAAGACUAACCUGGCUCUGGUAGUCGGCAGCAGUAGCUGGAGAGAGCAGUUUGUUAGUGCUGUUACUGUGAGCGCAGGUGAUGACAAUGAGGAAGAGAGUGGUGAAGAGCGUCUUCCGUCCUGCUUUGAUUAUAUCAUGCACUUCCUCACAGUCUUCUGGAAGGUUCUGUUUGCCUUCGUCCCGCCAACAGAGUACUGGAACGGAUGGGCAUGCUUCAUUGUGUCCAUCUGUCUGAUUGGUGCAUUGACGGCGAUCACAGGAGAUCUCGCUUCUCACUUCGGGUGCACUAUUGGUCUGAAAGAUUCAGUCACUGCUGUGGUCUUUGUUGCCUUGGGGACAUCUGUCCCAGACACGUUUGCCAGUAAGGUUGCUGCCAUCCAAGACCAGUAUGCUGACGCCUCCAUUGGAAAUGUGACGGGCAGCAAUGCUGUCAAUGUUUUCCUGGGCAUCGGUGUGGCGUGGACCAUUUCUGCUGUAUACUGGCGUACCAAAGGCAAACCCUUCCUCGUGGAGCCGGGCUCUCUGGCCUUCUCCGUCACACUCUUCACUGCGAUGGCUGUGGUGGCUGUCGCUGUGCUGUUGUAUCGCCGGCGCCCCUCAGUGGCUGGAGGAGAGCUCGGCGGUCCACGGACGUGCAAGAUAUUAACAUCCUUGCUUUUCUUUUCCCUCUGGCUGAUGUAUAUCCUGUUGGCCUCACUGGAAACGUACUGCCACAUCCCUGGAUUCUGAGGCAGCAAGGCCUCAUAUUAUUUAAGCUUUGAGAGGAAUAUGAAAAUGGCCGCUGAAGGAGCAUUUUUGUUUUGUAUUUAUUCGAUAUUUAUCUUUUAUGAUAAGUCAGUUUUUGUAAUUUUCCAUUUUCUUCCUUAAAGGGAUAGUUCACCACCCCCAAAAAAGUCAUCAUUCACAUCUUCUCAUAUAAAAGUGAUUUGUUUUAAAACAAAUUUUAAGAAAUUUACUUUAGAAAGGGAGCGAUAUGAUGGUAAGUAAAUGAUGACAUUUUUUGGAUAAACUAUCCCUUUCAAUAAGUUUAAAUGCAGUAUCUUAAACAUCAUUCCUUGUUCCCUAGCCUUACAUUUGUAUCCAUCUCUCAGUGCUGUCUUAAGUUUUUCCAAACCUGUAAUCAAGUGACUUUCUUUUAUUUAUGUUUUACUCCAGUUUGAGCCAAUCCGAGUUUUCGGUUACUAAAUGAAGUGGUUUACUUUUUUGUUCUCUUUUUAUAUGUUAUGUUUCAGUAUAACUCUCGUGAAACUGUAAUGAUAAUAUUUUAAAAGACAUUUAAAUGAACAGAGUGAUCGAACAUGAACUUUGAGUUAUUAAGUUAUUAUACAGACUAAACAAACUGAAUGGACUAUAUCUUAUGUAAGAAGAAAAGCAUGUUUCAGGACUUAAUAAGAAUCAGACAGAUGGUCUGAAAAGCAUGUCGAGUUCAUAACUAAUCAAUAUCAUGAAUGAAGGCUGACAUUAUUGGGAAGUCGAAUAGCAAAAAGGAAUGAAACUCAAAAAAAGUGAGUGGGAAAUGGACUGGAAUAAUCCUAAAGAGGACGGAAGAAGAGCAAUUGGAAAAAUAAUGACAGUGACGUUGCUGAAUAUCAUUGAAAAUAAUUAUAAUUUAAACAUGUA